Messenger RNA from Manacus vitellinus (golden-collared manakin), 859 nucleotides. It is a transcript of the gene EEF1AKMT2, whose product is annotated as EEF1A lysine methyltransferase 2. Lineage: Eukaryota; Metazoa; Chordata; Aves; Passeriformes; Pipridae. Gene Ontology annotation, molecular function: protein-lysine N-methyltransferase activity. Gene Ontology annotation, cellular component: cytoplasm. The record is from RefSeq and is a predicted model, not a curated record. The transcript is spliced from 6 exons. Gene Ontology annotation, biological process: peptidyl-lysine monomethylation; peptidyl-lysine dimethylation. Bases 1 to 732 code for a protein of 243 amino acids.
AUGCCAACAAAACCGUGGGAUUCGGGAACACCCCAGCUCUGCGCUGUAUUUCCCAGUAUUAACUGCGAUAUCCUCUCUUUUAUUCCCCCCUACUCCAGCUGGGAUGCUGCAUAUGAGAGAGAACUGCAAACUUUUCAAGACAUUGGAGAUGCCGGGGAAAUCUGGUUUGGAGAGGAAAGCAUGGUGCGCAUCAUCAGGUGGCUGGAAAAACACGGGGUCCCCCUGGACAGCUCUGUGCUCGACAUUGGAACUGGGAACGGUGUUUUGCUGGUGGAAUUGGCAAAGUCUGGCUACGUGAAUCUCACAGGGAUUGACUACUCUCCCUCUGCAAUACAGCUUUCAGAAAAAGUAAGAGAGAAAGAAGGGAUGUCUAACAUUAAAUUAAAGGUAGAAGACUUCCUGGCCCCAUCAGCUGAACUGUCAGGCUUUGACAUUUGUAUUGACAAGGGGACUUUUGAUGCCAUAAGCCUCAAUCCCGACGACGCGGCGGGGAAGCGGCAGCAGUACGUGAGAUCCCUGUGCAGGGUGUUGAAACCACAGGGCUUUUUCCUCAUCACAUCUUGCAACUGGACCAAGGAGGAGCUGCUGAACGAGUUCAGAGAAGGAUUUGAAAUUCUGGAGGAGCUGCCAACACCCAAGUUUUGCUUUGGAGGAAGAAUUGGAAACAGUGUAACAGCAUUGGUUUUCCAAAGGAAAAAAACGAGGCCAUCCAUCUUGGACAAAUUAGAUUAGAUGAGAAAAGUCUGAACUUUAAACCUGACAGAAAACCUCAGACACGUGUGUAAAUAAAUGCUUUUUGAGUGCACAGUAAAAUACUCUGUAUGGAACUCUAAGGGGCUAUAAAACAUUGCCCUAGAAA